Messenger RNA from Colletotrichum destructivum, 516 nucleotides. RefSeq lists its product as uncharacterized. The transcript is spliced from 2 exons. The record is from RefSeq and is a predicted model, not a curated record. NCBI's taxonomy places the organism in Eukaryota, Fungi, Ascomycota, Sordariomycetes, Glomerellales, Glomerellaceae. Bases 1 to 516 code for a protein of 171 amino acids.
AUGAACUUGGCGGAUCAUUUCGACGGGUGCUCCUUCAUCUACGAGGACGACCGCACAACCAUCACAAACGGACACGUCGUGGACCUCGAGGGCCGCCCGGCGCCGCGGGGCCCCGCGAAAAGCGAGCACGAGGCGCCCUCGCCGGCGGACCAGCACGAAAACAUCCGCGCGUGGCUGUCCGGGGUCGUCGUCGCUGACGAGGGGGACAAGCCGCUCGUCGCGGAUGUGUUCUACGCUCUCGGCGGCCUGUCGAACGCGGACCCGGCGGCCGGGGGGCAGGCGCGGACAAGGCAAGGCGGCGGUGGCGGCGGUGGCGUCGGCAGGGCCAACGUGAAAGUGCACACCAUGGGACCGGGGUUCGUCGGGCGGGCGCCGCCCUUCGCGUCGUCCGAGUUCUUCGCCAAUGCGGUCGUCGUGGCGAUCCUCCUGCUGUUCGCGCCGGGCUUCACCAUCCUGGCGGCGGGGGUGUUUGUGACCUCGCGGGUCGCGGAGCGGUGGGCCGGGCAGGAUCAAUGA